Panicum hallii is the source of this 2253-nucleotide messenger RNA. Its product is annotated as L-type lectin-domain containing receptor kinase IV.1-like. Gene Ontology annotation, molecular function: ATP binding; carbohydrate binding; protein kinase activity. Bases 1 to 2028 code for a protein of 675 amino acids. Lineage: Eukaryota; Viridiplantae; Streptophyta; Magnoliopsida; Poales; Poaceae. Gene Ontology annotation, cellular component: plasma membrane. Gene Ontology annotation, biological process: protein phosphorylation. The record is from RefSeq and is a predicted model, not a curated record. The transcript has a single exon.
AUGGCGAAUCUUCCCGUGCUCUUCCAUGUCCUCCUCCUCUGUCUUACCCUCUGUCUUACCCUCUGUCUUCCAGGCUUCUGCGACGCCGGCGGGGAGAAUUUUGUCUUCUCCACCUUUGCCGGUGCCGGCGACCUCAACCUCGACGGCGCGGCCGGGGUCACCCCAGAAGGGCUCCUUGAGCUCACGAACAACAUGGUCAGCAUCAAAGGCCACGCGUUCUACCCAACUCCGCUUCGGUUCAAGGAGUCGCCCAACGGCACGGCGCGGUCCUUCUCGGCCACCUUCGUCUUCGCCAUCGUCGCCGCCGGCGGCUACCCCGACGCGAACGGCACCGACGGCAUGGCCUUCCUCGUCGCCCCGACGACGAACUUCUCGGACGCGGAGCCGGGCCAGUUCAUGGGCUUCCUCGGCGGCGCCGCGAUGAACCACACCUUCGCCGUCGAGCUCGACACCUACAGGAACCCCGAGCUGCGGGACAUCGACGGCAACCACGUCGGCGUCGACGUCGCCGGCCUCUACUCCGUGGAGUCCCGCACCGCCAGCUUCCACGACGACGGGGACGGCGGCGCGCUCAAGAACCUGAGCCUCGACAGCGGCGAGCCGAUACAGGUCUGGGUGGACUACGAUGGGAAGGGCAGACAAGUCAAUGUCACCUUGGCUCCCGUGGGAGUGGCCAAGCCAUCGACGCCGCUGCUCUCCAACAUUUCCGACCUCUCAGCCGUGCUCACCGAGCAAGCGUACGUUGGCUUCUCCGCGGCGACCGGACCCAUCAAGACGCACCACUACGUGCUGGCUUCGAGCUUCGCCAUGGAUGGACCUGCUCCACCCAUCGACUUCAAGAAACUGCCCAAGCUGCCUUAUGACAAUGGCCACGAGACUCUAUCAAAGGCAUUGAUCGCAUUGCCAAUAGCGGCUUCAGCGUUGAUCUUGGCUACCUGUGUCGCAGUCACUCUACUCUUGCGGAGACGGCUCGCAUUCGCCGAGCUCAGAGAAGACUGGGAGGUCGAGUUCGGGCCGCACCGGUUCUCCUACAAGGAUCUGUUCAACGCCACCCAAGGGUUCAAGAACAAGAACCUGCUCGGCGCCGGCGGGUUUGGCAAGGUGUACAAGGGAGUGCUCCCAAGCUCCAAAUCAGAGGUCGCCGUGAAGAGGGUGUCCCACGAUUCGAGCCAGGGGAUAAAGGAGUUCAUCUCCGAGGUCGUCAGCAUCGGCCACCUGCGACACCGCAACCUCGUGCAGCUGCUCGGCUACUGCCGGAGGAAGGGGGAGCUCCUCUUGGUGUACGAGUACAUGCCCAACGGCAGCCUCGAUAAGUAUCUGUACGGCGAGGACAACAAACCCGUCCUGGAAUGGGCUGAGAGGUUCCGGAUCAUCAAAGACGUCGCCUCCGCCGUCUUCUACCUCCACGAGAAGUGGGAGCAGGUCGUCGUCCACCGGGACAUCAAGGCCAGCAACGUGCUCCUCGACGGCGAGACGACGGCGCAUCUCGGCGACUUCGGGCUCGCGAGGCUGUACGACCACGGCACCGACCUGCAGACCACUACUACCCGCGUGGUCGGCACCAUGGGGUACAUGGCCCCGGAGCUGGCGCGCACGGGGAAGGCGUCCCCUCUCACCGACGUUUUCGCCUUCGGCGCGUUCCUCCUCGAGGUCGCCUGCGGGCGGUACCCGGUGAGCGGCGGCGGCGAGAUGCUGGUCGACCGCGUGCUCGAGUACUGGCGCGGAGGGGCGCUCCUGGAGACGGUGGACGCCAGGCUGCGGGGCGGCGGCUACGACGCCGGCGAGGCGCGCCUGGUGCUGACGCUUGGGCUGAUGUGCUCGCACCCGUUCCCGAGCGGGAGGCCGACCAUGAGGCAGGUCGUGCAGUACCUCGACGGCGACGCGCCGCUGCCGGAGCUGACGCCGGCGAGCGUGAGCUUGCUGAGCAUGAUGCAGAGCGAGGGCUCGUUCGACAGGUCCGCCCUGCAGUGUCCGUGGUGGGGGAACAGCAUUGGGACGAUGACACCCGACAUCUCAGUUGGAAGAUGAUGGUAGCGCAACUAGUCGGAUUGUUUCUCGAGUCCGGUCCGUGUAUGAGCAUGGCCUCUUGUUCUUCUUUCAUUGGUCGGUCUGGCAGCCUUGCGCUGGGCGUUCUGGAGAUGCAGAAACAGCAUUUGCUUUGAUGAAAAGAAUGUCCGAUCUCCUACUGAGAUUGUUGCGGGUGCCUCCUGGUGUGGCGUGUUCUGUGUGCGUGCUUCCGCUGCCUGACCUGGA